CAGGGCAUGCGCAUUAUCUAUAGCCGCCCGUUCCUUUCCCCUUUUGCGCACCGUUGCAGUCGGUGAGCGGAAGCGCGUGGCUAUGCUCUCACGUCCGGUGUGUGGGCGCGCGGGUUGAUUCGGUCUGUGUCUGAGUGACUUGGCUGCUGCCGCUGCUCCCAAAUGGCGGGGCUGAGUGCUAUGGAAAAGAAGUUGGCUGAGUUCAAGUGUAAUACAAAUGAAGCAAUUCAACUGAAAUUAGUUCGUUUUCCUGAGGAUCUGGAAGAUGACAGCACAACAUUUAAUCCAGAGUACAGCCAUCAGGUGUUCGGGGAUGAUGAAGUUGCCUUCGGUUACAAGGGUCUGAAAAUCCUUUUGUACUACAAUGCUGGUAAUCUGUCAACACUUUUCCGCAUCGAGUAUACGUCUAAAGUUAAUGAAAACUUUGACUGUGUGGAGGCAGAUGAUGUAGAAAGCAAAAUUAGAAAAAUCAUUCCUCCUGGGUUUUGCACAAGCACAGAUGACUUUGUGUCUUUGCUGGAAAAGGAGGUUAAUUUUAAACCGUUUGGAAUGUUACUACACACAUAUUCAGUUCAUAAUGAGGAAGCAGGAGAAGACAUAACAUAUCAGAUAUAUCAGGCUGACAUGACAUGUCCAGGCUUUCGAGAAUAUCAUGAAAGGCUUCAGACCUUCUUGAUGUGGUUUAUUGAAACUGCUAGCUUUAUUGACGUGGAUGAUGAAAGAUGGAACUACUUUCUAGUAUUUGAGAAGUAUAAUAAGGAUGGAGCUACACUCUUUGCGACCGUAGGCUACAUGACAGUCUAUAAUUACUAUGUGUACCCAGACAAAACCCGGCCACGUGUAAGCCAGAUGCUGAUAUUGCCACCAUUCCAAGGAGAAGGCCAUGGUGCUCAGCUUUUUGAAACUGUUCAUAGACACUAUAUGUCUUCUCCAACAGUGCUUGAUAUAACAGCUGAAGAUCCAUCUGAAAACUAUGUGAAACUCAGAGACUUUGUACUUGUGAAGCUCUGCCAAGAUCUGCCUUGCUUUUCCCCCGAGAAGCUAAUGCAAGGAUUCAGUCAAGAAAUGGUGACAGAGGCUCAACAGAAACUGAAAAUAAAUAAGCAACACACAAGACGGGUUUAUGAAAUUCUCCGGUUGCGUGCAACAGACAUGGGUGAUCCAGAACAGUCCAGAGGCUACAGGUUGGAUGUCAAAAAAAGAUUGAUUGGCCCAUAUAAGAAAAAGCAAAGAGAACUUGCCAAGAUGAGAAGAUGUCUGAGACCAGAGGAGCUGACGAACCAGUUGAACCAAAUAGACCUAAAUAUGCAGUAUGAACAGUUAGAAGAGAGCUUCCAGCAACUUGUUUCAGAUUACCGAAGGGUCCUAGAACGACUUGCUCAGGCAUGAGAAUUCUACCUUUCUGUACAGGAAACUUGCAGAUUUCUAUACAUUGUGUUGUGAAGCACAUCCAUAAUUGCUACUUAACUGCAAAAUCUCGUGACGUUUUAAUCACAUUUAAGAUGACUUUUUGUGUGUGUUUUUUCUGUGCAUUAUGAAUAUUUUCUAUUUUUGUGUUGUAGAUUUAAAGAUGGUUGUACUUAGGUUUUGGGGCACUUACUGCUUAAAUAAACAGGAAUGUAGAUUCUGAGAUGCAUUAUCACUGCAAGUGUUCGGGUCUUCUGUACAGUUUUGUUCAGAUGCUUAGUGAGGCUUGAGAUGAAGCAAGUUGGACUACUGUAGCCUAGAGUAUUGAGAUUGUUAGCGACUUCUUAAAUAGUUCAGUUGUUCAUAAGGUAAGUUAAAAAUAAAACCAAAUUAUUUCAAA
Chelonoidis abingdonii (Abingdon island giant tortoise) is the source of this 1807-nucleotide messenger RNA. RefSeq names its product histone acetyltransferase 1 (gene HAT1). Gene Ontology annotation, cellular component: nucleus. Gene Ontology annotation, biological process: subtelomeric heterochromatin formation. The record is from RefSeq and is a predicted model, not a curated record. NCBI's taxonomy places the organism in Eukaryota, Metazoa, Chordata, Testudines, Testudinidae. Gene Ontology annotation, molecular function: histone binding; histone acetyltransferase activity.